GAUGGGCGCACAUCUACCGGGCAGAGACACAUAUUACAUUGGUAACUUGCUUUUGUAACUUUUACUUGGUAUUGGCCUAAUGCUCCGGCUUACGAAGAACGCGUCGCUUACCUUUCCUAACCUCCAUACAUUUGUAAUAAAUGAUUAGUCGCAAGCUACGGCUACUGAAAAGGGCCUGUACACGUCGAUGAGGCAUAGAGUAUGGCGGAAGCGUCUGCGCUUUUCUUACUGAGUAACUAUUUAGAAACAGCAGAAUGGAAAGAUUUAGAUAACAGGGAUGACGACGAGAGCCCCGAUGAGAGUGGCGUACGUGAGAGGUUGCCUGUUGCCAGGAGGAGCGAGGCAUUUGUUCUUGGAAGGCAACAUAGCCGCCUCCAACCUAUAUCGCAUGGACCUGGCAGCUCUAUACAAGCGCAGCUGGCGCAUGUCAAGGAUUACGAACGGCACCCUGCGCGUGAGGUCCGCCAGCACUUUGGCUCGUCCCGUUUUCGGCAUUCCCCGCGCCCACGAGGUUCACCUGCAAUUUCUGGCGAGCCGCAGCAUACAGGGGCUCACCAACCCCAAGGACCGGAUGCCGAAUCCCUGCCAACAACAGCACGGCCAUUUUCCCAACCUCAGGUCGAUGCCUUGGGUGAUCUCACACCUCGGGCAUGCCGCAUGCCCCCUCUACCAAAGCCUCCCAGUAGCGCCAAACGUGCAUGGCAGGGCCCAUUGCGUGGUGCAAGCACAUCCCCAACCACAUCUGCAGGCCAAACUCAGGUCGCCAUGGAAACGACGGCUGCGGCAUCAGCCUCCUUGCAAAGCUUUUAUUUGCUGCAAACAGGGUUGUCUUCGGAAUCAGAGUCGCAUGCUCCUUCUUCGUCUCCUCGCCCUCCAUCUCAGCACCCGCAGCAGAAACCUUCCGCCACGGAGGCCUCUAACUUGACAGCCAACAGGGUAUCCUCCCUGCUGCUGGAAAAAGCCUGGGUCACCGGUGGCGGCGGCAGCCACCCAGGGGGGCGGCUGCAGGGAGCGAGGCAGCCGCAGCAGGCAGCGUCAGGGGGGUCCCCGGCGGCCGUCAGGCGGCUGCGGCGGUCCACCACCUCGCCCCUUGAAGAGGGCCGGGGGAGCAGCAGCUCAGGUGGCGGUGCUGGCUGGAGCAACAGCAGCGGCAAUGGCGGCGGGCCGCGGGGUAGCGCAGCCGCAAUGAUGCCAGCCACCGCCGCCGCCAGGUUAGCUCGCAGCAGCACCUGCAGCGGUGGCAAUGGCGCCGGUGAGUGGGAGGGCCGUCGCGAGCGCUAUGCACAGCGUCAGGACCAGCAGCCGCGGCUGCCAUCAUGGCUGCUGCGCGGCCCGACUGCCACAGCCGCCACCGCCAACGGCCCCAAUGCGGCUGCUGUGGCGGUCUCUGCCUCCGCGUCCCUUGAACCGCCGUCGAGUACCUCUGGCGGGCGCGAUAGCGGCUGCGACAGCACCCGGUAUGCCGCCUCCUCUUACUCCCAUCCUCUCUCCCUUCCUAAUGCGCUGCUAAGGCCGCUGUUCCCUGCAUCGCGCCCUGCGGCAGCGAUGGCAUCACAGCACCCACCGCAGCAGCAGCAGCGCAGUACACAGGAGGAGGAGGAGAAGUCCGCACCGUUCCUAACCAGCAUCUGCUGCUACAGCCGCCGCCGGCAUCAGCAGCAGCAAGGGCGCCUAAACGCCCAGCCGUAUGGCUCCGGUGAUCCGCUUGCUGCACCUGCGGUGGUUGAUGGGGGUAGGGAGGGCGUGGUGGUGGGUGGUGCCGCCAGGACGGCCGGUGGCGGGCCCGCUGGUGUGGAUGGGGGUGCUGGUAUCCUGGGUGCUGCGGCCGACGGCAGCAGCUGCUUCGGCUGGUCACGGUGGAGUCGUGCGCAGCAGCAGCAAGAGCAGCAGCGGGGCCAGGAGUCUGUUGACGGGAGGGAGGAGGGCGGAGAGCGCGGCGGAAGCGGGUUCGGGCGUCGCAAAACGUUAUCAGGUCAGGGUCAGGAGGUCCGGGAGGGCGACCCGUGGGUCGCGAAGGACCGUUGCGGCCACCGCAGCCGCCAGCGCUACGAGCGGCGCUCGUGGUGUUGGCCAUGGACCGUACCUGCUUCUUCCUCCCCACCCUCCUCCUCCUCCGGUUGGCCUUGGUCUUGUUGGGGGCUGUGGGGGCGGCGGCGGCGGGCGGGUGCGGCGGAGGAGGAUGCUGACCUGCGUAGUGUGGUGGAUCUGGAAAUGUGGGACGUGGUGGACCAGUACCUGCCGGUGUUCAUGCCCUCCACUGCAAGGAUGUGCUGGGACGCGCUGCUGCUGCUGCUGCUGCUGUACACCGCGGUGGUGGUGCCGCUGGAGGUGGGCUUCAAGGCCGUCAUCAGCCCCGCACUGGACGCAUCCCACCUGGCAGUGCUGGUCGUGUUCUGGGGGGACAUUGUCGUACAACUCAGGACCGCCUACGUGGACGGGUCGGGCGAGGUGGUGCGCGACGGCCGCUCGCUGGCCGCCCACUACGCGCGCACCUGGCUGGCGCUGGACGUGGUGUCGGCGCUGCCGUGGGGGGAGAUAAUGAGGGCUGUGUUGCACCACGGCGGCGCGCGGGAGGGGGUGCUGGCGGCGCUGGCUCGCCUGCCACGACUGCUGAGGAUUAUGAGGCUGUUGCGGCAGCUGGAGCGGUCCCGCUACGCCAACGCGCUGCACAUCCUGCGGCUGCUGGGCAUUCUGCUGCUGGCGGGGCAUUGGACCGCAUGCGCUUGGCACGGGCUCAGCGAGUGGCUGACGGGCUGGACCUGGAUGUUCGAGGAGCUGCCCGGACCGACCCCCGGGUCGCUGCUGCACCAGUACAGCGGCGCCGUCUACUACGCGUACGUGGUGGUGGUGGGCAACGACAACUCGCAGGUGUCGCCGCAGAACGACGUGGAGCGGCUGUUCGUGAUCGUGGCGCUGCUGCUGGGGUCGGUGCUGUCGGCGGUGGUGGUCAGCAACAUGGCCCUGCUGGUGGCCAACCACAACUCGCUGGCCAACCGCUACCAGGCGCGAGCGGCGCUGGCGGCGGACGCGCUGCGAUACGUGGGCGCUCCGGAGGCGCACCGCGUGCGGGUGGCAGAGUACUUUGACUUCCUGGCCGCCAAUGACCACCCUGGCCCUGACGCCGACGCGGUGUUGUCCGAGCUGCCUCGGGGGCUUGUGGAGGACAUCAAGUGGCGCCUGUACGCGGCGCCGCUGCAGCGACUGCCGCUGUUCGCCGGCUGCGACGAGCCCUUCAUGGCGGCCCUGCAGUCCCGGCUGACCCUAGCGGCCUUCACCGCCGGCGAGCUCAUCUUCAGCGCCAACGACGUGGGUCGCGACAUGUUCAUCAUGCGCAGGGGCUGUGUGCUGCUCAAGUCGCACCCCGCCGGCGACGUGGUGGCGCUGCUGCAGGCGGGGGACAGCUUCGGGGAGACGGCGCUGCUGCCCGACCUGGCGGCGCGCAGGAGGGCGUGUACGGCGGUUGCCGUACAGCCCACCGACGUGAUCUGCCUGACGGCUCGAGACCUGGCGGCAGUGUGCAAGGACCACCCGGAGACGGGCGCGCUGGUGCAGGAGCGGCUGCUGCAGUACCACAACUACAUGCAGCUCAGCGGCACCGCCACGCCAUCUCCCUGGUUCUGGUCGUACAUGGACGUUCUUGAUUUGUCGUACGGCGCCGACGGAGAUGAAGGGUACGACUUUGAGAUGUGGUUCGAACACGGAGGAGAUCAGCUGCUGCUGCCUUCGGCGACAACUGCGGCGGCGGCGGAUGUUGCGGCAGCACUGGCCCAGCCGACGGCUAAGGAGGUUACCCCCGUUGCUCCCAACAAUGUGGGUUCCGUCAGUGGCAGCGAGACUGGCGGUGGCACCGCAGGGGAUGCCACGCUGUCGCCGUCAGUAAGAACAGUGGCGGCGGCGGGGAUGGUGUCAGCGGCGACGGCAGGUCUGAGCGCAGUGGAUGCAGCGGUGCAACCGGCUGCGGCAGGGAUGUUGCCGCCUCCUGUGGCGGCAAGCAGCAACGACGGGCGGCCCAGCGAGGGGGCAGCUGCGGAGCCCGGUAGUGGCGGCGGGCUGGACGGAACCGUUGACAACACCCUUGGCUACAUUCCAAAGGCGGCCACGAUUGAUAGGACCGACGAUGAUGGUGACGGUAACGUUGGCGACGGCGCGGCAGAUGGUGCCGCCGCCAUUGACGUCUGUGGCAAAGCCUCCCGCAGCUCCUCCGCUUCGUCCUGGGAGUCCUUCCUGCAGGCCACCGGUGCGCCCGCUGGCUCCUUGGUACCGCCGAGGAUACCUCCUCGCGUUCCCGCUAGCGGUGCCGUACAACCCCGCGUUCGGUAUCGCAUUGCGGCAGCAGCAGCAGGCGUAGGAGGAACAGGGGCGGCGUCGGAGUCGUACGCAGCUGGCGGAGGUGCUGGGCGGACGGAGGUACUGGGCAGAGGAGGUCAGGUUGAAGGGGUUACGGAUGCGAGGGUCAGUGGUGACGGCGGCGGCGGUCGGGGUCCUGAGGGACCGCUGCAGUCGGCAACACUUCCAGCGCCGCCGCCGCCGCCACUGGUGCCGCCGCCGGCGCCGCCGGCGCCGCUCCUUUCGCCACCGGCGCCGCAGCAGCUGCUUCAUGCGCCUCGUGCGGCUGCCACUAGUCCCGCCGUCGUGAAACCUAUCGCCUCCGCCUCCACCACCCACGGUACGGAAGUCCUGAGGCUUCCCGCCGCUGGGGCCGUGAUGAUGCCGCCGCUGGGGCCGGCUUUACCCUCCUCUCCGCAGUCCCUGCUUCGUCCCCGGCCGCCAGCAGCAGCGGUAGGAGGGCGCCACCCUCGCAGCGGCCUGUCGCCCUUCCUGCUGGCAUCCGCUUCCAUGGCUACCCUGGAGUCCCUAGAGGAUGCCAUGUCGUCGGCCGCUUCUUCAACCGCCAGGGCAGUUGCUUCGGGAGUGACGGCUGCAAGCUCCUCCUCCCCAUCCGCGGCGGCAGCAGCAGCACGGACGCAUGCAGCCUCAGUAGCUGCAGCUGCUGGGGCAGGAAGGUUGGGAUCUCCUCGGGGCUCCCGGCUGCGAACCGUUUUUGGCCCCGGAGUUGAGCACGAACACUUCAUACCGACCUUCCAAACCCUGCCAGGACAGCUGCUUACUGCGACCGGGAGUCAGGCAGGAGGUCAGCCCGCCUUCGCCCCCGCCGGCUCCCUGUCCCCUGCUGCAUCCGUUGGCACCUCCCGCUUCUUCGUUUCGCCGCCCUCAGCACAGCCAGCAGCACUACUGGCAACCGAAGCUUUAUCGCCCAUCGUACACUCGGUACGGCAGGAGGUAGUGGCGGAACCGUCCGCGACGGAUGCCACCGCAGCCACGGCUUCUGCUCCGGCCGCACUGUCAGGUACGACGGCUACGGCAGCGGCAGUAGCGCCCAGUGGCACCGGCGGCGCUGGUACUGUUGGUAGGGUCGCAGACGUUCCUAGCCGCGGCUUGAGCUUGCGCAGCCUGAUGAGUAUGGCUAGCAAACUGCUCCGCGCCAACGGUAGCAGAGGCGGAAGCGGCGGCGGCGCCGCUGCCAAUAGCGGGGCCGCUGCCAGCGGCGGAGGCGCCGGCAACCCUGCGCCUGCAGACCGGGGAGCUACGGAACCCUCCACCGCCUCCAUUACCUCCGCUUUGGAGAACGCCUUCGCGGCUGAGUUCGUUCCUCCGUCGCGCCGCAGCUUCAUCCGCCGGCACCUCUCGAGCAUCAGCCCCAGUCGCGUCGUGACAUCGACCACCUCAUUACGCCGCCGCCCGACCUCAUCCUCCGAAACCUCACUGCCUUUCGACUGGAUGGCACCGCCACGGCCGCUGUCGCCGCCGCCGCCGCCACAGCCGCCGACGUACGACAACAUGGCUGUCGGCUCCGCCAGCAUGUCGCCGCUGUCGACGGCGCCGUCGUGGCUCAUUGCACGCGCGUCUCGCGAACCGAUUGCCAACCAACGCUCCCUUCGCCGUCGCAGCGUUGCCGGGUUGCCUCCGCCGCCGCCUCCGGAGGACCCCGUGCAGAAGGCGCUGCAAACCCUGGCGCGUGUAUUGGAAGUUGAUUUGGGCCUCGAAACCGUGGCUAGUGGUUCUGCUGCUGCUACUGCAACACCUGCAGCAGCAGCACCGUCAUCUAUGGCGACUGGACCAGCGGCGGCGGCAGCGGCGUAUACGGGUGCGAGCACGCGUGCGGAUCAUGGAAGCGGAGGUCACGUGGCUGCGAAUCGACAGCUGGUGAGUAGGCAGCAUUCGAAGCUGUUUGAGCAUGACCAUCGGCAUCCCCCGAACCAUCAACAAUACCCGCAACGUGAGACCCAAGCCGGACUGUCGUCAGCCCAGCACGGGAUGUUGCUGACGCUGAUGGAUGCAGUGAUACGGCGUUUCGGCGUGGAGGCAUUGCCGGCAGUUAAGGAGGCGGUGGAGACACGCGUACGGCAGGUUGAAAUGCGGUUAACCGCAGUACUACAAGCCACAGUGUGCAACCUAAAGCAAAUCGAGCAUACGGUCGCCAGCAUCGACGACGCAGCCGCCGUCGCCAAGCGCCGCCUCGCCGCUCUGGAGCACGCUGCCUUGGAAGCCACCGCCGACGGCGUCCUGGCGCCUCGCCUGCUGGGCCUGCUGGACACCGACGCCGGCGGCAUCACAGCUGCCUUGGAGCGCCUGCACCAGGCAGCAGCCUCCAGCAGCUCCGCUUGGUCCGACGCGGCGUUGCUGUCUUCCCUCGUGAACGCGAAUGCGGGUGCCGGUGGGGGCGGGGGUGCGAAUGCGAUGCUGGGGCAGCAAGGGCCGUUGGCGGCGCCUGCGGCGCCGGCCGUCGCGGCGGCUGCGGCGCAGGCGCCGUUACCGGUUUGCUACUCGCCGCGCUCCGGCCUGCUCCGCCCUCGGUCGCUGCACAGCGUCAGUUCCGCCUUGUCGGAAGGACCGGAGGGAGGAUCCCCGGUGGGGCGCAACAACGCGGGCGCCAUGGGGACCGGGAGCGGAGCAGCCGCAGGGGCUGCGCUGUCGCGCACGGCGACGGGCGGUAGCCAUGGCGGCAAUGCGACCGGCUUAGCGGCCGCCAAUGCCAAUAGCUGCGGCAGCACCAACUACAGUAGUAGCCUGGGUCAGGUUAGGGUGCCUCGAUCUCCUUCCUUGGUUAUUCCUUCCCAGCAACGUCGACAUCCUGCGGUGAUGCGCCGGAGAACCCUAGAUCCCAACCAGAUGUUGGCGAUAGCGCGUGGCAACGGCAGCGGCGGUGGCGGUGGCGGUGGAGGUGGUGGCGGUAGAGUCAGCGGUGGCGGUGGAGGUGGUGGCGGUAGAGUCAGCGGGGGCAGUGGAGGCGGUGGUGGCGGUAGAGUCAGCGGGGUCGAUGGAGGCGCCAACACGAUACCUGGUAGCCUCAAUGGUAUCGGCCGCAAUGAUAACAUACCAGAGAGUCAGGGGAGCAAUGCGGCGAAUGCAAUAUCAGCGUCUACGUCUACAUUCGCAGAAGCGGCGGCAGCCGCUGCCGGCGCCUUCCAUCGCUGUGCAUCCGGGUUUGAGUCUUGCCGCCGACGGUCGUUACAAUUACUGAACCACCGCCUACCUCGGACAAGCACAGCGCCGCUGGAGGUUUCCCCGUCGCCGCUGUCUGCCGCCGCCGCCGCUCCUGUUGCCGCCUCGGCGGUUGAAGCGGGAGCGUCGAUUUGCCCGUCGUCGCCGUCGCUUGAGUAUCAGGCGACUCCUGAUGCCUCACCUGUGCCAUCGAUGAUGCAGCAGGUGCUGGGAGCAGCUUCUUCAGCCGGCACUCGGCCUCGAGAGCCGAGCGUCCAUCUGGGAGGCGGCGCGGGAGGUAUGGGCGCGUCAGCCUCAAGACCGGUGUCCAUCCACUCGUACGCCGCAGUAGGUCUUGUGCCAGGGGCCCUACACCCCGGUACCGGCCUGGGCGCGCCCUGGCCUGGUGUCGCAAGUCGCAGUGCCGUACUGGACGACAGCGUCGUGCGAGACGGCGGCGCUGGCGGCGGCGGAAGUCGCGCGCCUGUCCGAACGCUGCUGCCUUCGGAACGACCCGGAGCGCGGCGCGCGCCAGGGGCUACAGCCGCCGGCAGCAGCGGCGGCGGCACCCUCGCGACCUCGGUGGAGGCAUCUAGCGGAUCCGUACUGGCCGGAAGCGGCGGCGGCGGCGGCUUCCGUCGUCUUCCCUUCCGCCGCGCAAGCGCCUCUCUGCUAAUGCCGCAACGUACGGCAUCGUCGACGGCGGCAAUGACAGCGGCCACCACCGCCACCGCCGCCACUGGGUUGACGUCAGUUAAUCGUACGGCAGCGGCACGGGGACUUGGGCCGUCGGGUGGUGGAGCGGCGGCGGAAGAAAGGUCAGGGUCAGUUGCGAGGGUCGAGCUCGGACAUGGGUUCGGGUUCGAGGAUUAAGGCGGAACGCACUGAGGAGUAGCUGUGGUGGCGGCGGUUUCACUAGUACGUGCGGUGCCGGUGAAUGAGCGUUGAGGGUCGUAACGGCUGUGGCCACUUUAAGCUUGGGUGUGUGUUCAUGUAAGGAGAUCACGAAGAACGAAAUGAAGAGGCGGAGAAGAAUAAAGAAUGGGGCUAGGAAAUUUUGUAGUGAGCGCAACUAGUAAACGUGAGUAGGGAGGGUACGGCCAUGUCUACGUCGUACCGUUCCAGUAUUGAUUAAUGCAUGGUGUUCGACUUGCAGCCAGCGUGCGUCAACAGUUACUAUGCCACGACGAAGGGACCCGCGGCAUGUGCAUCCGCAGGUGCCCUGUUGGGGUUGGGAGGGACAGUAUCUUGGCUACUCAAUGCCAAGCGGUGUCUGCUGUUAUCCGCCAAGCGAGUACUGCUGUUAGUUGCUUUUGCUCGGGACCCAUUGUUGUGAGCCGUGGGUCGGUCCGGGUGUUUUAAGUUGCUGCACAAUACUGCUGCACAAUCGAGUUGAGCGAAAGUGCGUACUUACGGGGCUGUAACUUAGUAUGGUGCAGGCGGCGGGGGACGAAAAGAAGACAUGCAUGAUCCCGGUACCGUACUGGGUAAGGCGCAACACAUGCACAUAACAUAGGCUCCUUUUGUGUUCAUGCAAACGCCCACAAUGUCAUUGUGUGUGCGAUGUGAAUUUAACGGUCGUUGCUGCCUCUCUAUGUCUGGGGAUUGCGCAAAUCACCCACACCGCUUGACAAUAUCAUUAGAAGGUAGGAGGGCGACGUGUGUAUGAGCAGCUUUGUCGCCUGCGGCGUGCGAUUAACGGGGUUCUUUAUCCAUGUGUGGCGCUGUCGUGUUCCGGCCUGCCCAUCACUUUGGAGGCGACAUGCGGGCAGUGCGUUUGUACGGCUGGUAAGGUGGCCAUUGCCAUGCUAUGUACGGCUGACUAGCCGGGCUUGAUGCUUCAUGUGUGAACUCCCAUCGUCAGAGGCUGAGGUGGAGGGCACGUUCCGUAAGGAUAAUUCCAGAGGUGUUGCCUCAUGUGAUAGGGCGGCUGGGUAUGCCAAACUUCGGGUUCUGUGGUGACUGAUGCAACGGAAUGUUAAACUCGACAAGAGGGAUUUAAAUUUUGCCGUCUGUAUCAAUAUGGCUGCCAAGAAAGGCUGCGGCUCCUAUGUAGCGCACGAACUUCAGCAGACACGUGUUAUAUGUGUUAUAUGGUACGACGGUUGCGAAGCUGUCCUGGUAAAUUAAAGCAGGAUGCAUAGGCACCCACAAUAGGGUACAUAAUGUUAACCGUGAACAUGGGCAAGUGGAUUGAGGCGGGCGUAUACGUUGAGACAUGCGUUAUUGAUAACGAUACAAGGUAAGGGUUCGUGGGGGGGCUUUUAUGUCGGGAUUUGUCGUAUGUAUGAUGCAUCGAAGGAGUGUUAUGUGGGGCUCGGCGAAUGCAAAGUGACUUUUACUUUUAAGUGAUCGGUUAUGGACACCAGGAGGCACAGGAGUCACGGCGUUGACGAAUUGCGAACACGGCUUUGGGCGGUUGGGCCGCUCGGACGGUCAACGCUGGUCAACAUGGCUGGAAUUAUCGUAGUGUCCUCGUUCCCCACAGCGGCUAAGCGUAUGAUGUUUAUUUCAGUACGAUAUCGUUUACUUGUGCGGGCCAUGCGCACUAGCAACCAGGUUGAAAGCAGGAGCCGUACAAAAUCAGCGAAGGCAAGAGACAUUCCAGAAGCAAUCCAGACACGCAUUUCUGUGGUUGAUGUACAUAUAUACGGAGGGGAGAAUGUUAUGCUACCUGCACGCUGAAGCCGGCAGGCUGAAGAUUCCUUGCUGGGAAGACAACAACCUUGGGACGUCGAAGGCCAUCCUCUUCGACAGCUCUUUUUCGGUGCAGCUGGAACACAAAGCGA
Astrephomene gubernaculifera is the source of this 10271-nucleotide messenger RNA. NCBI's taxonomy places the organism in Eukaryota, Viridiplantae, Chlorophyta, Chlorophyceae, Chlamydomonadales, Astrephomenaceae. The record is from the annotation of a GenBank genome assembly.